Sceloporus undulatus (fence lizard) is the source of this 1032-nucleotide messenger RNA. It is a transcript of the gene C1H11orf58, whose product is annotated as chromosome 1 C11orf58 homolog. Lineage: Eukaryota; Metazoa; Chordata; Lepidosauria; Squamata; Phrynosomatidae. The transcript is spliced from 5 exons. The record is from RefSeq and is a predicted model, not a curated record. The coding region runs from base 89 to 628 and encodes 179 amino acids.
CUUGGAUCUAGCAGCUGGGAGGCAGCAGAUUUAGGCAAUGAAGAAAGAAAGCAAAAGUUCUUGAGACUUAUGGGUGCUGGAAAGCCACAUGCACAUGAUGAUCUUUCUGUGUUAUGGACUGCCACACCAUGUAAAUAUUAGGGUGUCCACCCAUCUUGAUGUCACUUUAAGCCAUGCAUAUGUAUGGCAGGGAAAAAAUAGUUCACCUGUAGCACACCCAUGUGUCGGUAAUACUGCAGUUCAGAAAGAACAUACCGGACGCCUUGUUAUUGGAGACCACAAAUCAACCUCCCAUUUUAGAACAGGGGAAGAAGACAAGAAAAUGAAUGAUGAGCUUGAAACUCAGUUUCAGCAAAGCAUGGACAGCACCAUGUCAGGAAGGAACCGGCGGCACUGUGGACUUGGUUUCAGUGAGUUGGGUGACGAUAAAGAAGAGCAAGAAGAUACCAGAGAUUCCCUGGAACCAGAAACCUCAGAGGACUCAGAAAGUGACUCUGACUCUGAGCAAGAAGAAGCUGCAGAACCGCCACCAUCUACUGAAAAGCACAGAAAUGCAGAUGAUUCUCAAGCCAAGAAAGAUGUGAAAAGCAACUAUAAAAUGAUGUUUGUUAAAUCCAGUGGUACAUAACUACAAAUCAAAUUAGCCUUUGAGCAAAAUAAGCCUUAUGGUUACAGUGCAAAGUAUUGGACUGCUUACAGCACAGACCUUUCUAUUAUGGUUUUAAUAAGGCCCUUUUAGAGGAAGAGUAGUGUUUGCAUUCCCAAUGCCAUGCAACUAUUUUUAUCAGCAUGACUGUAUCCAUUUGUUUUGUAAAAUAUAAAAAUAAAAUUGGGUGGGAGGUGAACUUAGUUCUCAACCUACUUUUACAUUAUUCUUCUGUCUACCUAUUCCAUUAUCGCUAUUGAACCUUUCUAAGCUUGUUAAAAUGAUUUCUUGAAAUGAUUCUUGAUGUCCUUAUGUGGUUUAUUUUUUUAAAACCAGCAUCCUGUUCAGAUUUUGAAUGAUGUAAUUAUUAAAGAGUGAGAAUUGGA